Molecule: messenger RNA, 2013 nt
Organism: Lonchura striata (white-rumped munia)
Lineage: Eukaryota; Metazoa; Chordata; Aves; Passeriformes; Estrildidae
Source: RefSeq, a predicted model, not a curated record
CGGCUCCAUUCAGUGGCGGCUUCUGCGGUGGACGCAGCUCCGGCGGGCGGGCGCUGCUCUCGCUCCGUAGGAACAGGUCCUCGGCCGGCAUCGCUCGGCGGGCAGCAGCCGCAGGAGGAGGCAGACCCCGUUCUGGUGCGGCGCAGGAGGCAGGAUGCUGUCCCGAGUGCGCGCGGCCGCGGCGCCCUGCGCGCUGGCGCGGCGCGGCCUGCACACCAAGGAGAAGGGCAAGCCGCUGAUGCUCAACCCGCGCACCAACAAGGGCAUGGCCUUCACCCUGCACGAGCGACAGAUGCUGGGGCUUUUCAGGGGGUUAUUUAUUUCCAUCUCAGACAGAGGCCACAUCAGGUCAAUUGUGAACAACUGGCCAGAGAACGACGUUAAGGCUGUUGUUGUCACUGACGGAGAAAGAAUACUGGGUCUUGGAGACCUGGGGGUGUACGGGAUGGGAAUUCCGGUGGGAAAGCUGUGUUUGUACACAGCCUGCGCAGGGAUACACCCGGACAAAUGCCUGCCUGUGUGCAUCGACGUGGGGACCGAUAACACAACGCUCCUGAAGGAUCCCUUCUACAUGGGGCUGUACCAGAAGAGGGACCGCUCGCAGGUCUACGACGACCUGAUCGAUGAGUUCAUGGAGGCCAUCACGGACAGAAACCUAAAAUUUGACUUUUGCACCCGCGUGGCCGGCGCAGGCCGGCUGUUCUCGCAGGAGGUGCUGCGGGCCAUGGCCUCCAUCAACGAGCGCCCCAUCGUCUUUGCGCUCAGCAACCCCACGGCCAAGGCCGAGUGCACGGCCGAGGAGGCGUACACGCUGACCGAGGGCCGGUGCCUGUUUGCCAGCGGCAGCCCCUUCGAGCUGGUCACUCUGAAGGACGGCAGGACCUUCAAGCCGGGCCAAGGGAACAACGCUUACAUCUUCCCAGGCGUGGCGCUGGCUGUGAUCCUCAGCAGUGUGCGGCACAUCAGCGACAAGGUGUUCCUGGAGGCGGCCAAGGCUUUGGCAGAACAGUUGACAGACGAAGAGCUCGCCCAAGGAAGACUUUAUCCUCCGCUGUCCAAUAUCAGGGAAGUUUCUAUUUAUAUUGCUGUCAAGGUGAUGGAGUUCCUGUACGCCAACAACAUGGCCUUCCACUACCCCGAGCCGGCCGACAAGAGCCGCUACAUCCGCUCCAAGGUCUGGACCUACGAGUACGAGUCCUUCAUGCCGGACGUGUACGACUGGCCCGAGUCCAAGGUGCACUGACACGGCCCCACGCCACGGGCAGCACCUCCUACUCUGCAGGGAUCCCCUCCUCAGACCAACAUAAUCGCCGUCUCCGACUCCUCUAAUUUAUUUGUGCUCAUUUCCUUGCCUUUUUUUUAAAAUUUUUUACCCCCCCCUCUUUUUCACCUGAUUCCUCCCAAGUACCUGGCGUCUGCCGCAGGGAUGAGAGAGCUAAUCCCAGAAUUAAUUUAAGUUAUAACACCGCGUUUCUAGUUUAGAGCCAGCACCAGACGCAGGGAUUCCAUCGGUGGUAUUUUAGCUGCAUGCGUUUGAUGGUGAACUGUAGCUCUCUCAUCGCUGCUGACCUCCAAAAUUAUUUAUUUCUGCCUUUUAUAAUCAGUCUUCUGAUUGUCCCAGCGUUGUCACGCCGGAUUAGCUGUGACAUCAGGGGAGGCCACUUGUCGUAGAAAAAAAACCCAAAAGGGCAAAAAGACAACUUCAAGAGUCUGAUGGGUUUUGUGUAAUGUUUAAAGAUGCCCAGACAUCCUUGUGGCAUUGGCUGCUGUUUCCUGGAGGGGCAGCGAGAUGUGCACCUGUGGAGUCUGCAGCAAAGACUGCAGCUUUGUUUUCAUCACUCCAUGAAAUCUGUUCUCAGGAAAAAUGCGAGCUAGUUCAAAUUGUCCUUGGGAAGCCUGAAAAUAUACUAAUCGCUUAAUAGCUUUUAAAAACAAAGACUGUUUAAAAAAAACAGUUUAAAAACAUUUGUUCAAAAACAAAUCCUGUUGCGGAAUACAUUUUUUCAAGUAGAA